AUGCUGAAGAUGGUGUGGUUUAUCUUUCACCUUCUUUUCCUCUUUUCUUUGGGUGUAACUGGUGAAGGGGAAGAAUCUGUUCAGCUCAUCAACCACUAUGACACAGUCCCUGGGGUACUUCAAGAAUCAAUUCACACCGGCCGUCCUCAAGCUGUUUCUGUAAAUACCGGAGAGAUCACUGAGAUAUCAAGCUCAGUUUUAAUGGCUGAAAGUUUUCUCAGAACCCAUGUUCUGGCUCACUACCCUGCCACUCCCAUAACCACCAUUGUCGUCGGCAACACUGUUCUGUGCCUGAAAGAGCAAGAGCACAACUUCGGUUUGGUCCUACCAGCACUCAAGAACAUUUAUCACUCUCUUACAAGGUGGGGUCUUGAGAAAGAUAUCAAAGUCUCAGCUGCUUUCUCUUCCGGCUGUUUAAACCAAAAAUCUGGUUUCUAUAGAGAGGAUGUAGCUGAGAAAUUUGUAAGGCCUCUGCUAGAGUUUCUCCGAGGUACAAACUCAACCUACUCUGUGAACCCACCUCCAAAGUUCUCACCUUUACCUGAUGAAACCAUGAAGUUGGUGUCUUUUCACUCAGAAUCCCUAAAAAAGCUUGGAUUUUUGGACCUCACCAAGAUCAAUGUCAUACUCAGCAACCCAGAAGAGAGAAAACCCUGGAGCAGAAAGCUCUCUUCUUUCAUGGAUUCCAGACCUGUAGACCCAUUUCCAGCAAGACCAACCCCACUACCAAAAAUCUCUGAACCCCCACUUCACUCUUCUAUUGGUUUCUCUGUUCCUGCCAACGUAGCCAAGAAACCUCAUCCCCCACAACCCCAAAUAGUCUCUCCACCACUCCAAGUGUCUUCCCCACAACCCCAAAUAGCCUCACCACCAUCACCACAAAUGCCUUCCCCAAAAGCCCAAGUAGCCUCACCACUAUCACCAAAAAUGCCUUCCCCAGAAACCCAAAUAGCCUCUCCACCCUCAAUGUCUUUCUCUUCAGCCCCAGAAAACCCUCCUUUCGCUGAUCAAGCCCCUCCACCUUCUCCUUUCACAUUGCCCCCAUGUAACCCAAGACAUGAUGCAGGGGCCCCAGCCCCUCAAGUGGGAGUGGUGCAUAACAAGCUGUGGUGUGUGGCUAAGCCUACUGUUCCUGCAGACACUCUGCAGGUGGCAAUGGACUAUGCUUGUGGAGAUGGUGGUGCCGAUUGCAAUGCGAUUAUGCCGGAUGGCAACUGUUACAGUCCUGAUUCUGUUGUAGCCCAUGCCUCCUAUGCCUUCAAUAGCUACUGGCAGAAGAACAAGAGGAAUGGAGGGACUUGCAGUUUUGGUGGGACUGCCAUGUUAAUCAACAACGACCCAAGUUAUCUUCAGUGUCGUUUUGUUCUCACAUGA
Molecule: messenger RNA, 1374 nt
Organism: Prunus armeniaca (apricot)
Lineage: Eukaryota; Viridiplantae; Streptophyta; Magnoliopsida; Rosales; Rosaceae
Source: the annotation of a GenBank genome assembly